UCUCCUGCUUCUAGCCUGGUUGCCUUCUGGGAUGACCCACCAAGACCUCCCAUUCCGGCGGAACCCCCGAAGCCAUGGGACCCUGAGGUGCUACUCUGCUGAGGAGCUGUCUCGUGGCCAGGCUCCCCCACACCUGCUAACCCGAAGUGCCAGGUGGGAGCAGGCCCUCCCUGUGGCCCUUGUGUCCACUCUGGAGGCCACAGGCCGCAGGCGACAGCAUGAAAGACCUCUAGCUGGAACACAGUGCCCCGUGCUGCGGCCAGAGGAGGUGCUGGAAGCUGACACCCACCAGCGCUCCAUCUCACCAUGGAAAUAUCGCAUUGACACAGACCAGAACCGCUACCCACAAAAGCUGGCGGUGGCAGAAUGUCUGUGUCGUGGCUGCAUCAACGCCAAGACGGGCCGGGAGACAGCCGCCCUGAACUCUGUGCAGCUGCUGCAGAGUCUGCUGGUGCUGCGGCGGCAGCCCUGCUCGCAAGACGGUGCCUCGGACCCUACACCAGGAUCCUUCGCCUUCCACACCGAGUUCAUCAGAGUGCCUGUUGGUUGCACCUGUGUUCUUCCCAGGUCUGCACAGUGAUGACUUCUGCUGAGGCCCCAUCUGAGGCCCCAUUGUCGUUCAACCGGGCUUUUUCUGGGCCAGACAUCCCAGGCAACCCCACAGAGGAUGCCCUUCUGUUUAUAUGUAUUUAUUGCUUAUUUAUUGACUCAGAAGUGCAGCAGAGGCCGUACCCAGGCUUGCCCAGUGAACUCUGACCAGUGCCCAGAUGCAGGCGGCUGGUCUCAGGACUGGAGAGGUCAGGCAAGCCCCUGUCUGGAAGGAUCAUUCCCAGGGACUCUUCAGCUUUAGCUAAGCCUGUUUCCAAAGCGGAGAGCUGGGCAUGGUAUGGGGCACAGCUGGAGUCCCAGCCUCCACAGAGGCUGGAAAGUUGCCUCAAAUUCUCAGACAGCCUGGUGUACAUAAUGAGUUUCAGGGAUAGUAAAACCAUCUCAAAAGGAAGCCUGAAGGAACCGGCUUCCUCUCCUUGAACCUCUAGCAACAGUGACAGGCGGGGAGAUGAGGGGCCGGCUCUAUGUUACCCCAGAGUCCUGGUUCUGCCCAAUGCAGCUCUGCCAGCUGUUUUUAAACAAUUAUUUAGCCGGGCGGUGGUGGUGCACGCCUUUAAUCCCAGCACUCGGGAGGCAGAGGCAGGUGGAUCUCUGUGAGUUCGAGGCCAGCCUGGUGUACAAGAGCUAGUUCCAGGACAGGAACCAAAAAGCUACGGAGAAACCCUGUCUCAAAAAUUCAAAAAAUAAAAAAUAAACAUUUAUUUUAACUGUUAUUAAAGGGACAUGUUCAGCGCUUCCUUUACUUAUUCCUGCAAGUCUACUUUUCCUCCCUCCUGGCCCUGUCCACCCAGUGGUGCUCAGAGGCUACUAAAGCCCCAGCUUC
Alexandromys fortis (reed vole) is the source of this 1432-nucleotide messenger RNA. It is a transcript of the gene Il17c, whose product is annotated as interleukin 17C. Gene Ontology annotation, cellular component: extracellular region. The record is from RefSeq and is a predicted model, not a curated record. NCBI's taxonomy places the organism in Eukaryota, Metazoa, Chordata, Mammalia, Rodentia, Cricetidae. The transcript is spliced from 2 exons. The coding region runs from base 32 to 580 and encodes 182 amino acids. Gene Ontology annotation, molecular function: cytokine activity. Gene Ontology annotation, biological process: inflammatory response.